UCCGCUCUGUGGAGGGCGCUGGGCAGCGGGGUUUGUGUGUGUGUGUGGGCGGGGGAGAGGGGGAUACUCUGGUUCUCAACCUACGGUCCAGCUGACACUUUGUGGGGCGCACAAUGAUAAAUAGGUUGAGAACCAAUCCUCACAGCAAGGAACUGGGGCCAGCAUGUGACUUCGGACAGCUGCGGAGCUGCCGGCCAGUGGCGGACUUUCGCUGCCAGCACAGGGACGGCGGUGGCGUGACCCAGGGGGCCCUGCGCACAGCAAGGCCGAGGGAAGCAGCAGCCCCGCCGCACAGCGCCUCUCCGAGUCCCUGGCCUGCGCCACUAGCCGGCCCAGGUGAGGACGCAGCUAAGCCCGCCCUCGCCUCGAGCCCGUCCCGCCUCCGGGGAUCUGGGGCCCGGGCGGCGCGGGGUGGCCGGGGCUGCGACUACACGCGGAGGUGAGAGGAGGCCGUUCUCCCCAUCCCAGAACCGCCACCGCCGCUUGGACCGGCCGCAGCGCGGGGCGGGGCGGGGCCUACCGCUACCCCGCCUCUCCGAACACUCAGUGUCCAGAGCUCCAGAACGGCCGCGGCUCACCUCGCGCGCUCCCACCCGGAGAUAGGGAAGGCGGCGCGCGCCCUAGUCACGCGCCAAACGGGGCGGGGCCUCUUCGUCACGUGACGGAGGGGAGCCGGAGCUCGCGCCCCAGUUCGGAAGGGAAGAUGGCGGCGGAGAGGGAGCCCCCGCCGCUCGGGGACGCCCGGCAGCCCGAGCUCGAGGAGCUGGAGGACGGCGAGGAUUUGUUCACCAGCACUGUGUCCACCCUGGAGUCAAGCCCAUCAUCUCCGGAACCAGCCAGUCUUCCUGCAGAAGAUAUCAGCACAAACUCUAAUGGUCCAAAGCCUGCAGAAAUCAUACUAGAUGAUGACAGGGAAGACCUUUUUGCUGAAGCUACAGAAGAGGUUUCUCUGGACAGUCCAGAAAGGGAACCAAUACUGUCUCCAGAUCCUACUCCUGUAAUCACUCCUGUAACACCCACUACGCUAGUAACUCCCAGAAUGGAAUCAAAAAGUAUAACAGCCCCUGUGAUUUUUGAUAGAUCCAGGGAAGAGAUUGAAGAGGAAGCAAAUGGAGAUGUAUUUGAUAUAGAAAUCAAUGUCUCAGACCCAGAGAAAGUUGGGGAUGGCAUGAAUGCUUACAUGGCAUACAGAGUAACAACAAAGACAUCCCUUUCUGUGUUUCACAAAAAUGAAUUCUCUGUUAAAAGAAGAUUCAGUGACUUCCUUGGUUUGCACAGCAAAUUAGCAACAAAAUACCUGCACGUUGGUUACAUUGUGCCUCCAGCUCCAGAAAAAAGUAUUGUAGGCAUGACCAAGGUUAAAGUAGGCAAGGAAGAUUCAUCAUCUACAGAAUUUGUAGAAAAAAGAAGAGCUGCACUAGAAAGGUAUCUACAACGAACAGUAAAACACCCAACCUUGUUACAGGAUCCUGAUUUAAGGCAGUUCUUGGAAAGUUCUGAGCUGCCAAGAGCAGUUAACACCCAGGCUCUGAGUGGAGCAGGAAUAUUGAGGAUGGUGAACAAGGCUGCCGAUGCUGUCAACAAAAUGACAAUCAAGAUGAAUGAAUCGGAUGCAUGGUUUGAGGAAAAACAGCAACAAUUUGAGAAUCUGGAUCAGCAACUUAGGAAACUUCAUGCCAGUGUAGAAGCCUUGGUCUGCCACAGAAAAGAGCUUUCAGCCAACACAGCUGCCUUCGCUAAAAGUGCUGCUAUGUUAGGUAACUCUGAGGACCACACUGCUUUAUCUAGAGCUUUGUCUCAGCUGGCAGAAGUUGAGGAGAAAAUAGACCAGUUACAUCAAGAACAAGCUUUUGCUGACUUCUAUGUGUUCUCAGAACUGCUCGGUGACUACAUUCGUCUUAUUGCUGCAGUAAAAGGUGUGUUAGAUCAUCGAAUGAAAUGCUGGCAGAAAUGGCAAGAUGCUCAGGUCACUUUACAGAAAAAACGUGAGGCUGAAGCAAAGCUCCAACUUGCCAACAAACCUGAUAAACUGCAGCAAGCUAAAGAUGAGAUAAAGGAGUGGGAGACAAAAGUUCAGCAAGGGGAGAGAGACUUUGAGCAGAUCUCCAAAACCAUACGCAAAGAAGUGGGAAGAUUUGAGAAGGAACGAGUGAAAGACUUUAAAACUGUUAUUAUCAAGUACUUAGAAUCAUUAGUGCAAACGCAACAGCAGCUGAUAAAAUACUGGGAGGCAUUCCUACCUGAAGCCAAAGCCAUUGCCUAGAAAGAAGUAUAUUCCAAACCAGAAGACAUUUUGGAUGUUUGUCCCGGUUAAGCUAAAUACCACAGUGAAAUCACUUUAAAAUCAUUCAAAUAAACCACUAUAUAUUUU
Messenger RNA from Dermochelys coriacea (leatherback sea turtle), 2371 nucleotides. It is a transcript of the gene SNX2, whose product is annotated as sorting nexin 2. The record is from RefSeq and is a predicted model, not a curated record. NCBI's taxonomy places the organism in Eukaryota, Metazoa, Chordata, Testudines, Dermochelyidae. Gene Ontology annotation, molecular function: phosphatidylinositol binding. The transcript has 15 exons. Gene Ontology annotation, cellular component: endosome; endosome membrane; retromer complex. Gene Ontology annotation, biological process: intracellular protein transport; early endosome to Golgi transport. The coding region runs from base 704 to 2263 and encodes 519 amino acids.